This is a messenger RNA of Notechis scutatus (mainland tiger snake), 1562 nucleotides long. NCBI's taxonomy places the organism in Eukaryota, Metazoa, Chordata, Lepidosauria, Squamata, Elapidae. The record is from RefSeq and is a predicted model, not a curated record.
UUCCCCACCCAUCCCGACUGGCCUGGGCAGCAAGCGGCGGUUGGAGAAAGCCCCGGAGGGCAGCGCGAGGGCUGAAGAGGGGAGGGGGCGGGGGCAAAAGGCGCCGAGCGGAGCGCGCGUGCGACGGCGUCCGCGAGCGGAGCCUGGAGUGACUGACCGACCGACCGACCGCCUGCCAGCCUGCCUUGUGGGGGGAGGGGUAGCCUGCGAACAGCAUGGCGGCUGGGCGCGAGCCGCCGCCGCCGCCGCCUCCUCGUCAUCAUCAUCUCCCUCGGUUCCCUGCCAGCCCCUUGGCCACCGCCGCUCGAGCGUCGAGGCCCACCGACCUUCUUCUCCCUCUGCCCCGCUGACUGACAGAAGAGGGAAAAGAAGAGAUACAGAGGGAAGGAAGGAAAGAAGCCUCGCCCUACCCGGCCCAUCUCGGCCAUGGAGCUCGCCAAGCCGGUUUUCCCCGCGCUGCCGCAGCCCAAAGAGGACUCCGAGGAUUGGACAUAUCCAAUGAGAAGAGAGAUGCAGGAAAUUUUACCUGGCUUAUUCUUAGGCCCAUACUCUUCAGCUAUGAAAAGCAAGCUACCUACGCUUCAGAAACAUGGCAUCACUCAUGUAAUAUGCAUAAGACAAAACAUUGAAGCGAACUUUAUUAAACCAAACUUCCAGCAGUUAUUUAGGUAUUUGGUCUUGGAUAUUGCUGAUAAUCCCAUUGAAAAUAUUAUAAGGUUUUUCCCAAUGGUAAGUGUCCAUCAUCAUGUGUUAAAUUAUUUCAUAAGAGUACAUUUUAGAACUGAAGGGGGUAAUGCUAAAGGAGUGAACAAAUAUCUAUGAUAGAAAUGAUUCAGGUAAAUAAACUUGUAUCUUUGAUUAGAGUUAUAAUGACUAACCAUAUUACAUGAAAAACUGUAAUGCAGUGAUAAGCAUGGUCUAUUAUGACUCAUAAAACAUUCUUUUCUUGGUAAACAUGAGCUUUAUUUUCCAUUCUGCAAUUUACAAUAUAGAGCAAAUGAAGUAAACGUUGCCUUCUCAAUAUCAUUCCUUCAUAUAGAACCUUUUCAUACCAAUAAACGAAACAUCAAAUACAGCUAUAUAUGGCUGUUUUAUCCAAAGGUAAAUGUUUUGUGGUUUCAAUUCUGUCCUUUUACAUUUUUGCUGGUUUAUUUUGUUGAAUAAGAAAAAGGAUUAAAGUAAAAUUAUUCGCACGUACAUUGUGAAAAUAUAGUGGAAUUUGAUUUUUUUCCAAUCACAUGCAACCUGUAAUUGAUAUCAUUCUCAGUGGUUAUUUUACUGUGAAGAAUAUGAUUUAGAAAUGUCCAGAUAUUGAGUUCCCUGAUAUAAUUGAUGCACUUAUUUUCAUAUUGGUUCUCCCUAGUAGAUGAUAUUGUUCUGGAGCAAGCAGAGCAGAUUUUUUAAAAUGGAGGCAAGGGAUUUUAAUAUGCAUUAAGCAUAUUAGAAAAUUAAUCCACCUAUUUUUCCCUUAAAUUCAUACCGAAAAUUGGUAGGGAGUCCUACCAAUGUUAUUGAGAAGUUUUCCUUUGAAUUUUGCUCCUGGCACGAUCCAGUAGAGCAGU